ACCUCAUGAAUAUUCAACGUCAGGUCCUUGAUAACGAGAAUCUGUUCGCCAUCCAGCAGUAAACAUGGCCUCAUUCGACACGGACAAACUAAAGAAUGACCUGGAGACGCGGGGGUAUUCUGUGGUGGCGGGGGUAGUUCCCACUGAAGAGUGUGACGAAUGCAUCAAGGAAUUCCGAGUCUGGUUUGAUAAGUUUGGCAAGGAAGCCACGAUACGAAGGUCCUUGAUACAUCAGUAUAAACUGUCCCACAGCAGCGCCGCCUGGCGACUCCGACUCCGCGCCAAGCCGGUAUUCGAAGCCAUUUGGGGAACAGAGAAGCUUCUAUCCAGCACCGAUGGAAUCGCGAUUGGAGAACCACCGGAACAAGGCCGUACCCAAUUCUCCAAAUCUGAUGACUGCUGGUUUCACAUUGACCAGGGAAGUUGGAGAUUUGGUCUUCACGUGUAUCAAGGGGCAGUAUAUAUGGAGGAAACUACAACCGAUGACCACUGCUUCAGGGUCCUGGAAGGCUCCCCUCAAUUCCAACGUGAACUUCUAGAGACAUUUCCCGAGGCCAAGAAAGAAAUGGGAGGUAAAGACUUUUACAUAUUGAAGGAAGAACAUAAAAAAUUCUAUCUUAGCAAAGGAUGCAAAGAAAAGAAGGUUCCGGUUCCAAAAGGGGGGAUGGUUCUGUGGGACUCGAGAACCGUUCAUGAUAACGUUGCUCCGGUGGAAGGGCGACCGCACGGCGAUAGGUGGCGUUACGUGUCAUUCGUGUGUAUGGCUCCUGCGAUUUGGACGACAGAGGAGGAUUUAGAAAUUAAGAAACAGGCGUAUAAGGAAAUGCGGUGUUCCGCUCACUGGCCCUCUCAGGGGGUCUGGCUCUUCCCUAGUACACAGCAAUGUGAACUGACGGAAAACCAUAACAUGGAAAUGAUUGAGAAACAGCCAGAGGUUGCCAAGACGAGAGAAGUGAAACUACUGGCCGGGAUCGAGAGGUACGACUUCAAUGACGGGCGUCCGAACGGACCGGAAUGGGAACCAAAGUGGACCAAGGAUAGAAGCGCACACAGUACUGAACGAGAUGCUGCGAUAGUGUGAAAUAAAUAUGUCAUUUUACAUUACCUUGCAUAAUCAGAUACGUGUAUAUGAAUAUAUUUUGAAUAUUUAAAAAACCACCGGUGUCAUUUGAA
Ostrea edulis (European flat oyster) is the source of this 1173-nucleotide messenger RNA. RefSeq lists its product as uncharacterized. NCBI's taxonomy places the organism in Eukaryota, Metazoa, Mollusca, Bivalvia, Ostreida, Ostreidae. The transcript is spliced from 3 exons. The coding region runs from base 65 to 1081 and encodes 338 amino acids. The record is from RefSeq and is a predicted model, not a curated record.